Molecule: messenger RNA, 2319 nt
Organism: Sus scrofa (pig)
Lineage: Eukaryota; Metazoa; Chordata; Mammalia; Artiodactyla; Suidae
Source: RefSeq, a predicted model, not a curated record
UGAAGGGGGCGGCUGCGUGGUCCCAGCUUCUUGCAUCUUUUCCAGGCCCGUCGGCCUCGGGCCGGGUGAUGGGGGAGCGAUUUCGGUUCCGAAAACUGAGACCAGGAGAGAGGGGAGUCAGGGUUUGAAAAGCCCUCCUAGGUAGUGUCUUAACCGUGAGGGAGACUGCCGGCAUGUUUAGGUGGCUUGGUACCCGAAACGGCGGUUUUUUCCGUUAUGAGGUGGUGGUGGGGGGGAUUAAAAAUGGCCGCUGCGUCCCCUCGGUGGUGGGGGAGGGGAGCAGUAUCUCGUUUCGCCGUUGGUCUCCUGCGAAGCCUCGCCGCAGCCAUCUUGGGCUGGCGGGCCGGGCGCGCUGCCAGAAGCACAAAAUGGCGGAGGAGCCGCGCGUCAACGCGGGCCCGACCGGCGGAGGGGCCCACACCUCACAGGGUCGCGGGGGCUUCGGGAGGGAAAGAAGCGACGUUCUGUGGGGUCUUUCGCUCGUUAGGGAAUCCCGUUCUGCUUCCAGAAGUGGAAGUGCUCAUGGAUCUGGGAAAUCUGCAAGGCAUACCCCUGCAAGGUCUCGCUCCAAGGAAGAUUCCAGGCGUUCCAGAUCAAAGUCCAGGUCCAGAUCUGAAUCUAGGUCUAGAUCCAGAAGAAGUUCUCGAAGGCAUUAUACAAGGUCACGAUCUCGGUCCCGCUCCCAUAGAAGAUCCCGUAGCAGAUCUUACAGUAGAGAUUAUCGAAGACGGCAUAGCCACAGUCACUCUCCCAUGUCGACUCGAAGGCGUCAUGUUGGGAAUCGGGCAAAUCCUGAUCCCAACUGUUGUCUUGGAGUAUUUGGAUUGAGCUUGUACACUACAGAAAGAGAUCUAAGAGAAGUGUUCUCUAAAUAUGGCCCAAUUGCUGAUGUGUCUAUCGUAUAUGACCAGCAGUCUAGACGUUCAAGAGGAUUUGCCUUUGUAUACUUUGAAAAUGUAGAUGAUGCCAAGGAAGCGAAAGAACGUGCCAAUGGAAUGGAGCUUGAUGGACGUAGGAUCAGAGUUGAUUUCUCUAUAACAAAAAGACCACAUACCCCAACACCAGGAAUUUACAUGGGGAGACCUACCUAUGGCAGCUCGCGCCGUCGGGAUUACUAUGACAGAGGAUAUGAUCGAGGCUAUGAUGAUCGGGACUACUACAGUAGAUCAUAUAGAGGAGGAGGUGGAGGAGGAGGAGGAUGGAGAGCUGCUCAGGACAGGGAUCAGAUAUACAGAAGACGGUCACCUUCUCCUUACUAUAGUCGUGGAGGUUACAGAUCACGUUCCAGAUCUCGAUCAUACUCACCUCGUCGUUACUAAGCAUGAAGUUGAAGACUUUCUGAAACCUGCCCUAGAGUUGGGAUAUUGUUUGUGGACAAUAUUUUUUAUUGUCUCCUGUUUAAAAAGUGAACAGUGCCUAGUGAAGUUAGGUGACUUUUACACCUUUUAUGAUGACUACUUUUGGUGGAGUUGAAAUGCUGUUUUCAUUCUGCAUUUGUGUAGUUCGGUGCUUUGUUCAAAGUUAAGUGUUUUCAGAAAAGUAUGUUUUGCAUGUAUUUUUUUACAGUCUAAAUUUUGACUGCUGAGAAGUUUCUAUUGUACAAAACUUCAUUUAAAAGGUUUUUCUACUGAAUCCAGGGUAUUCUGAAGAUCGAAGCCUGUGUGUAAAAUGCUACCAAAUGGCAAAAAGCAACAAUAAAGUUUCGUUUUUACUUUUCUUUCUAACAUUAUCAGUGCUUAGCAGAACUGUUCAGAUUAGGUCGUCAGUAGUAAAUUCAAGACAAAAAAAUGCCCGUUUUCCUCCAGUCCAUGAAACAUACCAUAUACUCAAUAUACCUGCAAUUAAGUGUUAAAAUUAUGCUCUGUAACUCUCUACUGCUAGUAUUAGAACUAAAGAUCUCUCAAUACAGCAAAUGCUUAAUACUUAUAUAAAUGUGGAUUUGUCGGCCUUUAUGUAAUCUGUAUUAUAUAUAGCAGGGAAUAAGAUAAGAGUUAUACAAUGUAUGCCUUUAAAAGGCUAUUUCUUAAAGCUGUUACAAGGGGAUAAUGGUAUUUCAACUAAGUUAUCAGCAAGUGACAAUACAUUCCACCAUAAAUGUACUCUUGUUCUUCUAGCUUUUAGACUAUAUGGAAAGACUGGGUGCUUCAGAGCUUGAGAAAAGAGAAGGGAACACUACACCUGUGUUGUGUAUGAACUGAAGACUUUGCCUGUUCAUUUUUUAAAUAUUAUUUUCAGGUCCUUUGCUUACCAAAGGAGGCCCUAUUUCACUCAAAUGUUUUGAGAACUGUGUUUAAAUAAACUCAAGUGAAAAGAGAAAAA